Molecule: messenger RNA, 3164 nt
Organism: Esox lucius (northern pike)
Lineage: Eukaryota; Metazoa; Chordata; Actinopteri; Esociformes; Esocidae
Gene: slc29a1a
Product: solute carrier family 29 member 1a
Exons: 13
Coding region: 129-1520 (463 amino acids)
Biological process (GO): uridine transmembrane transport; nucleoside transmembrane transport
Cellular component (GO): plasma membrane
Molecular function (GO): nucleoside transmembrane transporter activity
Source: RefSeq, a predicted model, not a curated record
CACCAGCGGUUAACAAACAACUGUAGGGGGUUUGGAACAACAUGUGCCAGCAGCUUCCCAACACGUUUAUGACAAUAAGCUGUGGCACGUCUUGACCAAACAGCUGGUUCCUGUAAUACUUCAGGACAAUGACUGCCAUCAAUGCUCCACGGGACAAGUAUAAUGCAGUGUGGAUUAUUUUCUUCAUCCUGGGCUUGGGGACCCUCCUGCCAUGGAACUUUUUCAUGACUGCAACCUCGUACUUCACCAGCCGAUUGAAGGACGAUGUGAGCUCAGCCAAUAUGACGGCCAACGUCACAGUGUUGAAUGGAGACACAAGGAAUGUCCUGGAGUCCAAGUUCAACAAUGUGAUGACCCUGUGUGCCAUGGUGCCCCUGCUCAUCUUCACCUGCCUCAACUCCUUCAUCCACCAGAGGAUUCCUCAGAACUGGCGUAUCGCUGGCUGUUUGGCUGUGAUCAUGGUGGUGUUCCUGCUGACAGCGGUGCUGGUCAAAGUGGACAUGGACCCGCUCCCCUUCUUCACUCUAACUAUGAUCAAAAUCGUCUGCAUCAAUUCGUUUGGGGCGGUACUCCAGGGCAGUUUGUUUGGCCUGGCUGGAAUGCUCCCAGCCUCCUACACGGCACCCAUAAUGAGUGGACAGGGCCUUGCCGGGACCUUCGCCGCCUUCUCCAUGAUCUGUGCACUAGCCAGUGGAUCAGCCAUACAGGACAGUGCUUUUGGCUACUUCAUCACAGCCUGUGUGGUCAUCUUCCUGGCCAUCCUGUCCUACCUCAUUCUGCCCCGUAUGGAGUUUUUCCAGUACUACCUAGAAAGUAAUGGUUCCAACCUAGCCAGUGGAGAUGAAGAGAACAAGAUGGACUUGUUGAAAAAAGCUAACAACAAAAGAGGAUGUGAGGAAUCAGACAGACUUUUGUGUUAUGUGAUAGACAGCCCAGGAGAGAAGAGGGCAGUGGUCAGUCUGACAGAGGAAGAAACCUGGCCCACCACUUCUGUGUUUGGCAUCUUCAAACAGAUCUGGGUGAUGGCCCUCUCCGUGUGCUUCGUCUUCACAAUCACCAUCGGCGUGUUCCCUGCCGUCACGGUGGAAGUGAGGUCCAGCGUGGCUGAGGGAGGCACGUGGAAUAAAUACUUCAUCCCCGUGUCGUGUUUUCUGCUCUUCAACGUGAUGGACUGGGCAGGCAGGAGUCUGACCGCCGUGUGUAUGUGGCCCGGGAAGGACAGCAUCAUGCUGCCCAUCAUGGUGGGCCUCCGUGUGGCCUUUGUUCCCCUCUUCAUGCUGUGCAACGUCCAGCCCAGACAAUACAUGCCCGUCAUAUUUGAACACGAUGCCUGGUACAUCGUCUUCAUUAUCCUCUUCUCCUUCAGCAACGGUUACUUGGCCAGCCUCUGCAUGUGCUUCGGACCAAAGAAGGUGGCACAACACGAAUCGGAGACGGCCGGUGCCAUCAUGGCAUUCUUCCUGUCUCUGGGUUUGGCUCUGGGAGCUGCCCUGUCCUUUGUCUUCAGAGCAAUCAUCUAGACCUGGACUUUCACAACCAACCUGUCAUAACUCUGCUCUCCUACCUGCUGUGGAAUAGGGGGAGAGGGAGAUUUGACAAGGAAGUGUACUUUGCCCUAUGUUACCAGUUGGCAACUAGAUUCAGUUGUGGGAAGAUUUUUGGCUAAGCAGGUGGUCAGGGUGGGGCAGAACAUAGUUAAAAUAUAUAGAGAAUUACUAAUGCACCACAACUGAGCUCAAAAACACAGAUAGCUUUUUUUGGCCUAACCCCAUUAUGUAAUACCGUUUCUUUAUGUAUGUAAUCAAUGUGCACUGUUUACUCUUUCUAUUGGAGCUGUGAAUAUGUGUAAAAGUUUUAGACCUAUUUGUAAUUUUUAGAUUAAACCCUUAAAAAUGUUAGAGCAGUAUUUAGGUAGAGAACUUGGCUACUGGGGAUUACUCAUGUAACCAUGGUUCUACCAAGACCCAUUUGGAAAUGACCUACAUGGGGAAACCAGGUUUUAGUUAGGGAAUUUUUGUUUGUUUUUAAAUCCAAAAGACUAGAGAAGAAAACGAGCCCUGCUCUGUUCUAACCAAUGUUAGCAUCGACCCUACAAUGCAGCCAGCCCCUGGGAGUCUGCUUUCCCUUCAGCCUCUGACUGAUGAGACUCUCUCCUUACAAAAGGAUGCAGAGUUAAUCUAGUUCAGGUGUUUUUUGCUCUCGCAUCGUGCUGUAGUUGCCAACAUCUACCAUGUCUUUCAUCUUACAGACAACGUGGUAGAAUGCUCAAGGGAGUUAAGCUCGUAGGUCAACGUCCUGCUGAGCCCUAAGUGAUGUAGGAUAUAUGUAUUUAUAUGGAUUGUGAAACCUCCAGGCUUCUAAUGUCAUUUUGGUAUGUGUUCUCAUUGAGUUUUAUAGACAUUAUGGUUUUACAAUAAGGAUUUUGUUUGUUUUGUCAUUGAAUGGUAUACUUUUUAGUUUUAAAUAGUUUGGUGGUUUUUGACCAGUCUAAGUCAGUGUUUAAAUGGCCAUUAUAGUAUAGAUUUGCCAUGACAUCUAAAUGUAUUUUUUUACCUCAGUAUUUUAAGAAAAGCAACAACAAAUAUGUAGCUAUUGAUUACUUGUUCAAGUGAACAGUGAGGGAGGACAGUUUGUAAACUAACCCCAUAAUUUGCAAUCAGUUAUAUGCAAUUUAUUGGGGUUUAACAUUAAAGCAUUUGUAUUAGUUUUGAGUGCCAUUUUAAAACCAGAUUUGUACAUGUGAAUUUGCCUAGUUUGUAACAUUCAUAAUGUUUUUAUGAACGGACAAUAAUGCCUAAUGUGCCUAACAAUGUCUUGAGUUUUACAUGGGAAUGUUUGAAGUUUUCAUGCUUUAUUUUGUUUCCAUAAUAUACAGUACAUCAUAUUAACCCACUUGAAAAGUUUCUGCCAUUUUGUUUUAUCCUGUGUGGACUGAAAUACUGACCAAAUGAUUUCUCUAGAUAACCUCGGACAGAAAUCUGUUGUGGUUAGUGUGGGAGCUGGGAACCUGAAUGUAGUAAUGAUGGCUGCAUGUGUAUCACAGUUACCAUUAUUCUAUUACAUAAAACAGUCCCAUUAAGUACAAACACAUUGUAUUUAGGAUUUUGUCUCCCUCUCUAGGAUUUACAAGGAAGCACAUACUAAAUAAAAUAAAUAGGUAUGUC